CAGCUAUGUCUGGCAGAGGAAGAUUGUUUGCUACUAAAGCCCCCGUAGCAAGAGCUACUUCUAAACUCCCAAGAUGUUCCCCUAAUGCUGGACCUACUAUCACACCAGCUAGAAGUACCUCUAAACUCCCAAGAAUCCCCCCUAAUAAUCGAGCUCGAAAUACUGGGAAUACUGGAAAUACUGGAAAUACCAGCUUGAGGCAUGCCCGUUCGCAGAUACUAUCAGAUCAGAGGAGGUACAACAGAAACUCAACUCCCAGGGUUCUGCAAGGUUUUAACCAAAGUAAGCCCAAAACAAUGGAGGAGUUACGACAAGCCCGUCUCAAGAAGUUUGAUAACAACAACACAGAAUGAGAAUUUGAAUUACACAACCGUGUACUCGUAUGGGCAUCUAACUUUAAUUAAAUUAUUAGGCUUUUAAAAAGUUUGUAUAUAAUAUUUGUACAAACUUAUAUAAUCAUAUAUAAUAUGAUUUCAGAAUCAUGUAAAUAUGUAAUAUAAUAAACAAUAUACAAGCUUUAAACAGAUUUUUAUAUUAUCUUCCAGAUUUUAAUAAACCAAUUUGUAAUUUGCAUAAUCAGAGGCGUAUUUUAUGGAAAAAUGCGUAUUUCCUGUAAUUUCCGCUCUAAUUGCAUGCAUAGUUUUAAUUAAUCAGUGCGAUCAGAGUUUUUCAGACAAUAAUAGGAUGCAGGUUAUCUCAUAAUAAUUUAGUAAACGAUUGUUUGUUUGUAUAUAUCAUAUAUAUAUAUCAUAGUUACUAUCAAAACAGCAGUGUAAAUAUUUACAACAAAAUUUGUGUAUAAUCAU
Bolinopsis microptera is the source of this 806-nucleotide messenger RNA. RefSeq lists its product as uncharacterized. Bases 6 to 353 code for a protein of 115 amino acids. NCBI's taxonomy places the organism in Eukaryota, Metazoa, Ctenophora, Tentaculata, Lobata, Bolinopsidae. The transcript has 4 exons. The record is from RefSeq and is a predicted model, not a curated record.